This is a messenger RNA of Amphibalanus amphitrite, 1019 nucleotides long. RefSeq lists its product as uncharacterized. The transcript has 3 exons. Bases 171 to 578 code for a protein of 135 amino acids. The record is from RefSeq and is a predicted model, not a curated record. Lineage: Eukaryota; Metazoa; Arthropoda; Thecostraca; Balanomorpha; Balanidae.
UGGAGAUCGAUUUCACCGUCACAUUCUGAUUCGACAGUCCUUCCAGUGAGGUGAGGACUCACGAGCACAGCAGCAGACGCAGCGGCGCCAGCACCGACCGUUACUCGAGUUCGGCCGACCGACCAGUGUCGUGGUUUGAUUCAGUGUGUGCCGUGAAGUCAGUCUGCACCAUGAAGCUGUCCGCGUGUCUGCUGCUGGCCGUGGUGGCCGCCGUCUCUGCCGACCAGGGCUUCUACCAGCCGCAGGCCGCGGCGGUCCAGUCGGCGCCCAGCUCCUACACCAACUAUGCACCCGGAAACUACUACGACCAGCGUCCUCCGGCACGCCAGGGAUGGUUCGACAGGAUCUUCGGUGGAUCUAACCGUCGCCAGGGCAUUGCAGGACUUCUGGCAGGAAUCGGACCGAUCGGCGCGGUCGUCGGCGUCGUGGUUGCCGUUGUUGUUGUCGUCGCCGUCGCCGCGGCCGCUACUCAGCUCAGCCAGUCCGGCAGAGGUCUGGACAAUGACGAGUGGGAGGUGGACCACUCGGUCUGGAUGAGCCAGCUCCAGAGGGACUUUGAAGACUCGUGGUCGAACUAGUAAAUCAGGGUCGAGGAGGAGUGGUUACGACGAGCAAUGGAUACAGACAACACUUCAUCGAAUAGCUAAAAGCGCGAAAAAGUAUUUAUAUACGUAACGUCAUCCAUUAUAUCUGGCAGCUAACUUUGACAUCAUAAUUUGCAGCAUUUACGAUGCAAUGCUACCCGGUCGCCUGUGUCAAUUGCUUUUCAUUAAAUAUUCCAGAAGUACCGAUAAACUAAGAGAUAAAAGUGCUAAAACGUAUUCGUUUUUCUUUACAAGUCCUGAAAAGCUCUUGAAUUGUUAAGUUGUUACUGCAUUGUUGUUGAGCAUUGAUAAAUGACAUGAAUGUUCCUUGUCUGUUUCCUGUUGAUAGUGACAUUGUUCUUGUUGAGUUAUUACCUGUUAUCUCGACAUUGUUUUCGUGAUAUGAAAUAUAUUUAAACCCUCAUCUGCUUGUCA